CUCUACUCUCUUUGCAAGAGGGGUUAUAAAUGCUGAAUGAGUUCUGCCUCUUGAACCCAGAACCUACCAAAGCAAAAUACCAGAUCUCAAAUAUUAAGUCUAUCAUCUCAGCUGUUUUGCACUGCUCUUCUACCAAAGCGCCAGCAUGGGUGUACUUCAUACCGAAGCACUGGCCGAGCUAAGCCUUGGCUCCGCGAUGGCUCUUUCAGGUAUUGCUUUACUUCUUUACCUUUUAAUUAGUUCUGUAUACUACGCUUUCUUUCACCCACUCGCCAAAGUCCCAGGACCGAAACUAUAUGCCAUAACUCAAAUUCCCUAUCUCUACUAUCUCAGCAAAGGCGACUGGGUCUUCCACCUCGCAAAACUGCACGAACAAUAUGGACCAGCUGUCAGAUUCACGCCCAAAGAUGUCUCCUUCAUCACUGCGGAAGCUUCCAAGAAGAUCUACGGUCACAAAGCGGCUGGAAACAAAUCGUUUGAGAAGGACUUUCGUAUGUAUCGCCAAAACCGUCCUUGCUCAAGCAUCGUUCGUUCCGACCAGGAAGACCACAGACGUAUGCGCCGCCUACUCGCACAUGCCUUUUCGUCAAAGGCACUUCGCGGUCAAGGUGAUGUUGUGGAUCACUACGUCGAACUGUUCAUGAAAGGCCUCACAGAGCGGGCACAGCGAGGAGAGGAAAUCGACAUUGUAGCUUGGUAUAACUUUGCCUCGUUCGAUCUCAUUGGUCAUCUCGCUCUUGGUCAGCCUUUCGGAUGUCUUGAGAAUGGAAAGUAUCAUCCUUGGGUCAGCAGAGUCUUCAAGGGCCUCAAGGUUCUUUCUUAUACUCAGAUCUACGUGCGCCUCGGUCUUCAGAAUUGGAUCUCUUUGUUGAGUCCGCCAAGCUUGAGGAAGAGCUAUGAAGAGCAUAUGCAGUUCGCAGAGCACGCGGCACUCGCCCGCAUUGAAUCCAAGGAUACUGACAGCCAAGACUUUAUGUCCUAUGUCCUUCGUCAUAACGAUGAGAAGGGUAUGUCGCAGCUUGAGAUCAUCGAAAAUUCGGGGGUCAUGAUCAUCGCUGGCAGCGAGACAACAGCUACUCUUCUCAGUGGAACCACCUAUUUCCUUCUCAAGAACCCUGACAAGCUUGAGAAGUUGACAAAUGAGAUACGCUCUGCCUUUAGCUCAGAGGAAGAGAUCACUGUUACCCAGGUUGACCAACUGAAGUAUAUGCUGGCUGUCUUCAACGAAGGGUUUCGCAUGUACCCACCAGUUGCUGUAGGACUGUCGAGAAUUUCCCCAGCCGGUGGCGAGUUCAUCGACGGUUAUUGGAUUCCUGAGAAUACUGCGGUUUCGAUGCCUCACUGGCCCGCAUAUUACUCAAAACUAAACUUCAGAGAUCCCAAGAAGUUUGUCCCAGAACGUUGGUUGGAUGAUCCUCGAUAUGCGAGCGACAACCGGGCUAUCCUAUCGCCAUUCUCCCUCGGACCCCGUGACUGUAUUGGCAAAAAUCUGGCGUAUACCGAGAUGCGACUCUUGUUGGCUCGCAUGCUCUGGAAGUUUGACCUCGAGGCUGUACCAACCGAUAAAGACUGGUACGACCAGAAGAUCUUCUUCCUAUGGGAGAAGGGUGGACUGCCUAUCAAACUAAAAGAGGUUGUUCGUGAGAAAGUGUGAAUGCACAAGAGUCACUGGCAAGCUAGAGAAUUAAAGUAUAUUAUGUUUGGUAACGGCCCAUAGAAGAUAUUAUGCUUAGUUGGGAUCAAGUGUCCUUGGGAGCAGUAGCAACAGGCUAGGCUGGAUUGCCAACGAUCGAAUUUACCUAUAGUUAAGGCAGCGCGGUUCAGCGACCUCCAGCGGGUCAGUCAGGCCACCAGAUAAUCUAACAUACAUUUCAAUCCGCCC
This is a messenger RNA of Fusarium oxysporum Fo47, 1882 nucleotides long. RefSeq names its product cytochrome P450. The coding region runs from base 146 to 1654 and encodes 502 amino acids. The record is from RefSeq and is a predicted model, not a curated record. Gene Ontology annotation, molecular function: monooxygenase activity; heme binding; iron ion binding. The transcript is spliced from 5 exons. Lineage: Eukaryota; Fungi; Ascomycota; Sordariomycetes; Hypocreales; Nectriaceae.